Messenger RNA from Thecamonas trahens ATCC 50062, 270 nucleotides. RefSeq lists its product as uncharacterized. The record is from RefSeq and is a predicted model, not a curated record. The transcript is spliced from 2 exons. NCBI's taxonomy places the organism in Eukaryota, Apusomonadida, Apusomonadidae. The coding region runs from base 1 to 270 and encodes 89 amino acids.
AUGGACCCCUUUGUGCGGGCCAAGCAGACGCUGUGCGAGGUGGGCGGCGCGGCUGUGCGGCAAGCAGGGAGCGCGGCCGAGGGCGUGGGCACAGGCGCGGUGAGCUCGUCGGUCUCGGUCUCCAGCGACAUGGCGGCGGUGCUCGCCGACGUCGCCGCCCACGACGCCACCAUCGACGCCACUGCCGGCCACGUCUCCGCCCUGGCUGCUGCCGUGGACGCCUUUGCCGCAGGGCUAGGUGAGCUCACGGCGGCGGUUGUCAGGCCUUGA